CUGACACUUCGUUACGGCAACCUCCGUUACAGCAACAUCUACUCUCGGAGCUGCAACUUUGAAACUUUCUCCUGACACGUGAUAGACGAUUUACCUUUAGGGAUUCGAAUGUAAAUCCUCAAAAAAUGCUUCUUCUUUGUGAUUACAGCAGAUUUUAAACCGUAAUCUGCAACAUGCAGUCGUCUCUGACGAAAGGUGUGGUGACCAAAGCCACCGAUUUUUCUAUAGCGGCGAUUAUGGCUAAAGAAAAACCGGCCGAGAAGGAACUUGAUGAGGCCUCUCUCCCCACAGGAUUAUCCGAAGUGGGUUUAUGGCCGGUCGAUUAUCCAGAAAAGGAAGAAGCUAGUCCGAUCUGUAGUCCCGCUACUUCUCCAACGAUUUUUGAAUCGGAACGUACUUGUGUAGAAGAUAGCAGAUCCGAUAGCGAGGACAAUGCUGAAUCUGUGGGAAAGACAGUUAUAAAUCCUUAUACCGAUGCAUUAAAACCUCGAUGUAACAGCGAUAGUUUGAAAAAAUCAGAAUGCCACUUAGAAAACAAGGAGCUAUGGGAGAAAUUCCACGAAUUAGGAACUGAAAUGAUUAUAACAAAAUCUGGCAGGAGAAUGUUUCCGACGCUGAGAAUAUCGUUUAGCGGAGUGGAGAGCCACACCAAAUAUGCAGUGCUACUGGAUAUCGUGCCCAUAGACAAUAAGAGGUAUCGUUAUGCCUAUCAUCGAUCAUCGUGGCUAGUGGCAGGCAAAGCAGAUCCCCCCUCUCCUGCUCGCCUCUACCUCCAUCCCGACUCUCCUUUCACAGGAGACCAACUUCGCAAGCAAGUUGUGUCUUUUGAGAAAGUAAAACUGACAAAUAACGAGAUGGACGACCAAGGACAUAUAGUUCUAAACUCCAUGCACAAAUAUCAACCGAGAAUUCAUCUGGUUAGAAGUCCAAGUAACAAUCAAAUAACAGAAUUGCAAUCGAGCGAGUUCCGGACUUACGUUUUUCCAGAAACGGUAUUUACGGCAGUAACAGCAUAUCAAAAUCAACUGAUAACGAAGCUGAAGAUUGAUAGUAACCCAUUUGCCAAAGGAUUUCGAGAUUCUUCACGUUUAACCGAGUUCGAAAGGGAGACAAUGGAAACGUUGCUGUCAGAUACUUUAACUCAUCCUUCAUUCAGGCCCUUCUUAGAUCCGGACAGACCGGACGACCUCAGCUGUCUCCUACUUAGAGAUCAUCCGGGACUUUUAGGAAUUCCUGCUAGGCCGCCAUUUAUGUGGAAGCCCUCUCCGGGCCUUCCCAUGGCCGGAGAUACAUGUAAUCUGUUAGUGCACCCACAACUAUAUACCGCACGUGCGUUAUCGCCUCAUCUUUGGACGCAAUGGGCUACGUCCGCUUCCGGUUUAAUUUUUAACUCAAAUCCAGUCAGACCACCUACUGAAAAUUUGUCUCUCAACCGAUAUAUGCCGUAUUUUCAUCCCAAAAGAGAAACUGCUGCCGGGUACAACGAUCACGUGACUUCGAACGGUUUCAGGUGAAAGAUGACCUCCGAAUCUCUUUUAUGUGGCCUGUACAGUUCCUAGGAUGAAUGAAGAUUAAUUGGCUCUUAUUGUUAGUAAAACAAUUUUUCUUGAAUGUAUUUAUUUACUGGGAAUCGAAGACGGAAUACCGUCAUUGUGUACAUCUUUGUAUAUUAAUUUCAGCAAUAAAA
Molecule: messenger RNA, 1687 nt
Organism: Centruroides sculpturatus (bark scorpion)
Lineage: Eukaryota; Metazoa; Arthropoda; Arachnida; Scorpiones; Buthidae
Product: T-box transcription factor TBX20-like
Exons: 6
Coding region: 174-1514 (446 amino acids)
Biological process (GO): positive regulation of DNA-templated transcription; regulation of transcription by RNA polymerase II; cell fate specification
Cellular component (GO): nucleus
Molecular function (GO): DNA-binding transcription factor activity, RNA polymerase II-specific; RNA polymerase II cis-regulatory region sequence-specific DNA binding
Source: RefSeq, a predicted model, not a curated record